Molecule: messenger RNA, 544 nt
Organism: Laetiporus sulphureus 93-53
Lineage: Eukaryota; Fungi; Basidiomycota; Agaricomycetes; Polyporales; Laetiporaceae
Exons: 4
Source: RefSeq, a predicted model, not a curated record
UGACGGUUAACAAUUUCACUUGACUUAGUCACUUAUCCCUUACAAAAGUUACUCGUGGUUCACUUGAACCUUAUUUUGGCAGGCCAAGUGAAAUUGUCGACGUCGGGCGCUUAUUCUCGCUUGUCUUCACUUAUGCUCACUUAUGCUCACUUGAGACUUCCUGCAUGUUGCCCACUCAGCAAGUGAAUACAAGCGACCAAAAGUGAACCAAAAGUGAAUCCCCGCAAGUCUCAGUGACCCCAACAAGGCCCCCGCCGGGCAAAAUAGGCGUCAGCAGUCGUGCGGCAGCUACUGCGCAAAUACUCCAAGGCUGUGUUUUGCACCUGUCUAGCCCGCCAUCGCCGUCAAACCAUCCAGUUUUCUGCUCACCACCUUGGUGCGUCGACGCUGAUGUUGUACAGUUAUGUAGUCUUUGGCGAUGGUUCGUCUCGUGGUGGCCUGACUGUAAUGUGGGUAUUCUUGACCCAUCGCAGUAAUAACUCACAUCGCGAGCUAGACUGGUGACCAGAGCGAGACGUCAUGCGUCAACAGUUGGCAUCGUGCA